CAGAUAAAAACAACACAGUUAAUAUAUAUUUUAUAAAUGAGAUUUGCUGUCUGCUAUGAUAAAUCUUGCUGAUUGGUCUUUAUUCAGUGUAGCACAUUUACGGUAUAUAAACAGGCAAAGGCGCCUUAAAGGUUUAAAGAUACACUUAGUGGCAAAAACUCAGACGAAAGUCUGAGGAUCGAAAAUACUUAUUUAUGUUAUGUUUAGAUUUUGAUUCUUAUCUUUCUUAAUUGCAUCCCCUGGACUUUACCAAUGUACGCAGAAUGGAAUUUCGCAAAAACGUCUCAGCGGGUUCACUUACAGUAUUAGCUAAUCUCGUCUAUAAUGUUAGGCCACGCCCCCUUUCCAUAUACGGACCUUUGAUUUCUCCGCCCAUUAUUCAACUGCAUGAGACGCUGGCAUUCUUAAGACGCUACACCUAAACAUCACUCAGCUAAGAACCCGGGAGUCAAGCAUGGAGACAGCUGAUAAUAGCCAAGAAUCGAGCAAUGAAUCUGACGAGUUUAACGAGAUGCUCUCAGAGGAGGCAUGCAGCCGCCCAGAGUCUCCAUCCUCACGGCCUGCACUGCUUGUGUCCUCCCAAGAACCCAAGGCGUUAGAUGACUUUACGCUCAACUUCCUCAUCAAGAUGGGGAUGCGCAAGACUUUCGACUGCUUCCAGACAGAGUGGUAUGAAAUGAUGCAGAGAGGCUCCAUUACUGGAAAGCAUGUAGGCUUUGUCCCGGAGAUUUAUCUGCAUAACCAGCUGCUGGAUAACGAAAUGCGCCGUCUGAACAAAGUGAUUGAAUGCUACAAAGAAUCGGCUGUGAAGCAAGAGGAGAUCCUGGUGAAGCUGCAAAGGGAGCGCGACAUUCACCGCUUGCAUCACAGACGUGUAGUGCAGGAGAAGAACCGCUUGAUUAGCGACAUGAAAAGGCUGGAAAAGCACUAUGCAUGCUGUGAGCCGGAACCAAAGCAGCGAGUGAGAGCUCUGAACGCUUAAGGCAACGAAGAAGAUUGUCCGAUGACCACACGGCAUAUACGAUUUAUUUAAUCAAUUAAGGGUGAUUGUAAAUAUCCCUGAGACUGGUUUAGACGAUAGGAUGGCAUCACAGGCGCGGGAAAGUAACACUUCGUAAGGAGAAACCUGACAAACCAGGAUAGCCAAAUGUUUUUGUAUAAAAAGUAUAUGUAUAUUUUUAGCACCUGGUGUUACUUGGUCAGUCGUAUAUUUAAUUCGGAAGGAAAGUUACAAACUUUAAUUGCAUUGAACUUUUAGCGAUAUGAAGGAUUUCAGUAUUCGCAAGAGGUCAAUCACUGGUAUAUUCAUAUUUUUCCUUCUGUGUUUAUUCAGUAAAUAAAUAAAUAAUGACAGCAUUGUCCGGUCCUUUCCUGAAAUGCUGACCGUUAUUUUUGUUACGUGCAUUACUCAAUAGAGUCUGAAAUCAGAUCACUCAGCCAGUGGCGUAGCUCGAGUUCGUGCCGCUCGGGGCUUCAAUUUGUCGCCCUCCAACAUAUCUGACUAUGUUAACAUAUUUAAAUAGAGAAUU
Erpetoichthys calabaricus (reedfish) is the source of this 1529-nucleotide messenger RNA. Its product is annotated as sperm-associated antigen 16 protein-like. The transcript has a single exon. The record is from RefSeq and is a predicted model, not a curated record. The coding region runs from base 455 to 982 and encodes 175 amino acids. Lineage: Eukaryota; Metazoa; Chordata; Cladistia; Polypteriformes; Polypteridae. Gene Ontology annotation, cellular component: axonemal central apparatus. Gene Ontology annotation, biological process: axoneme assembly.